ACACACAUAUAAAGUAGAAACAUAGUGAAGUAUUGCAGUCCUAGUAAAUAUAAAGUACAACAUUAGUAGUAUAACAUAUAAAAGAGAGUGAAGUACUACAAAGUGGAAGUAUCAGUGUACAGUAGUGUUGUACAGUACAUGACACACACAAGGGGAGGGGAGUUUUGUGGUCUCCAAAACUUCCUGCAAUGACAAAAGUUGCAGUGAGUCACGUUUGUUUCACACGAAAAGACACAUGAUGAAGGUGAAGAUGAAGAUAAAGAUACAGAUAAAAAAAUAAGAUGUGGAUGAAGAUGAGGAUGUGAUGAUGAGUCAUGAUGAUAUGGGCAGAACGCACACACACACACACACACACACACACACACACACACGCAAACACACACUCAGAUGCUGAUCACACAUGGCGGCUCUUUGGCGAUCAUGGAUCAAAAUGUCUGCCAUGACGCUGCUUCUGGUGCAUCUCUGCAGAGGCCAGACGACUUGUGCCAUCUGGUCCAGCAUUGGCACCGUAGUCCAGCGAGGUUCCAGUUUUGACGUGUACUGCACCUUCUUCACCUGCGAGUGUGACCGCUCCAUGUUCAGCGGUCACCCGCCCGCACCGCUGCUCUUCGUUGUGGUCAACUCCAGUACGACGCGCUUCCACGUGGACAACAUCACGGACGACAGAACCUACAGCUGUCGAUGCAGAUGUCGGAGACCGUUGGAGCCCUGCGGCCUCGACAUCUGGGUUGAAUAUCCUCCAGAGCCCCCUGCAAGUAUUUCAUGUGAGUACGAAGUACUCAGUACUGAGAAAGGAGUUUUGUAUUGUUGGUGGGACAAAGUACAAAGAAAUCCUUCUCAAAGUUCUGAGUUGUGUCUGACAAGUGUAUCAGAGUACGAAGAGACCCACAAAGUGCCGUUGGGUCCAUCAGACAACGUGUUUACCUUCAACAUGUCCAACAAAGUCCAGCGGGUGUUGCUGUCGCUGCAGACGCACUACACUCUGGGCUCCUCCGUGUCCCAACGCAACUACACACUUGCUGACAUCGCAAGGCCGUGCGCUCCACAGCUGGGGGGUGUAGAGUGCUGGUCCAGAGGCUGCAGGGUCACAGUGUCCCCGUGUGUGAGGUCAUCAGAGGUGGACGUGCAGCACGCCAUGGAGGGACAACACUCAUGGAGCACUUGUCAGCUUGCUGAGGGACAACUUGGUCUGGAUCAAAUCUGGUCCGCUUCCUCUCUGGACCCGGGCAGCUUGUACCGAUUCAGAUCCAGAGCCAGAUUCAGUACGGGCCUGUGGAGCAAGUGGAGCAGAGUCAGGACCGCAUGGACUCAGGAGGAAGUUCCUGACAAAGUACUCGACGUGUGGUACAUCCAACCUUCCUCCACGCUCGCCUACAUCACCGUCUUCUGGAAGGCCAUGAGCGUGUCUGAGGCCAGAGGGAAGAUCCUGGAGUACCGGGUCCGCGUUUACGGCGCCAAGUCCGAGGUGAUGUGGACCAGCAGCCUGGGUGCCAACGUGACUAGAACCUCCGUGCCCUUCUGUGACCUCUGCCGGGUGGCGCUGUGGGCCAUCAACUCCCGAGGCAGCUCUCCUCCUGCCAACAUCACAGCACAUCAUGCCAAAGCUGGAGGUCAUUUGCAGGUGCGCACGCAGGCAGACCAGCACGGUGUCGCCCUCUGGUGGAGCGCAGCUGCACGUGCAGAACACCACGUGGUGCUGGAAUGGUACCUUGACGGACUGAUGACGCAACACCUGAACUGGCUCCGCCUACCCGGAACACAGCGCCACGCCCACAUCACAGGACUAAAAUCCUCCGAGUGCUACCAGGCAACUAUUUACUUUUUCCAUGAUGAAAGUACAAGUACUACCAGCAACUUUCAACUAAGUAUCAACCAAACAGUUCCUCAGGUUGGUCCGUCAGUCCAACAGGAAGUGGAAGGCAAGAGUUUAAAGGUCAUGUGGGCGGAGCUUCCUCGGGCUGAGCGAGGAGGCUGUGUGACCAACUACACCGUCUACUUGCAGCACUUGGAUGGACACGUACUCUCAUACUUGGUGCCAGCAUCACACAGGAAGUUGCUCCUCUCAGAUCUCCAUGCAGGUGUUUACCACGUGUGGAUGACCGCCUCCACGUCUGAGGGGCAAAGUCCUGCUGGUCCAAAAGUCAGAUUUUACAUCCAAUCUGCAAAACAAGAAGUUUCGCGGUUCCUCUUUGUUGGUUUCAUCAUCCUGCUGCUGAUGUCGCUCCUGAUGUGCUGCCAGAUUUCUCUCGGGAAAAAAAGGUGUGUGGGACUUUUGUGCUUCCUGUCCAAAGUUCCAGACCCUGCAAACAGCAAAUGGGCAAAAGAAUGCAGCCAGGAGACGUUUGAGGAUGAAGAGAAGUUCCAGCUGAGUGAGUCCAGCAUGAAGGGAGGAGGAGGUGGAGGAGGAGGAGAAGAAGAAGAGUUGAUCACAGAAGUGGAGGAGCUGUCAAAUGUCAAGAUGGACGCCUCUUCACCAUCCAUCAUCAGCACCUACAUCAAGACUUACUGCCAACCUUCUCUCUCUCACACCUCCUUCUGCUCACAUCUCACUCACCUUCACCACCAGGACCUUGACCUCCACCACCUUCAGGACCAUGGCCUUCACCACCUUCAGGACCAGGACCUUCACCACCUUCAAGACCAGGACCUUCACCACCUUCAUGACCAUGGCCUUCACCACUUUGGCCUGAAGGACCAUCACCUUCACCACCUUCAUGACCAGGACCCCCACCACCUUCAUGACCAGGACCCCCACCACCUUCAGGACCAGGACCUCCACCACCUUCAAGACCAGGACCUUCACCACCUUCAGGACCAUGGCCUUCACCACCUUCAUGACCAUGGCCUUCACCACCUUCAGGACCAUGGCCUUCACCACCUUCAGGACUAUGGCCUUCACCACCUUCAAGACCAUGGCCUUCACCACUUUGGCCUGAAGGACCAUCACCUUCACCACCUUCAAGACCAGGACCUUCACCACCUUCAGGACCAUGGCCUUCACCACCUUCAAGACCAUGGCCUUCACCACCUUCAGGACCAUGGCCUUCACCACCUUCAAGACCAUGGCCUUCACCACCUUCAGGACCAUGGCCUUCACCACUUCGGCCUGAAGGACCAUCACCUUCACCACCUUCAUGACCAGGACCUCCACCACCUUCAGGACCAGGACCUCCACCACCUUCAGGGCCAGGACCUCCACCACCUUCAAGACCAGGACCUUCACCACCUUCAGGACCAUGGCCUUCACCACUUCGGCCUGAAGGACCAUCACCUUCACCACCUUCAUGACCAGGACCUUUACCACCUCCAGGACCAUCACCUUCACCACCAGGACCUCCACCACCUUCAAGACCAGGACCUCCACCACCUUCAAGACCAGGACCUUUACCAUCUUCAUGACCAGGACCUUCCCCACCUUCAGGACCAUGAGGAUGACGAGGAAUGUUCACGCAUGAUGACCUUCAUCCCUGCUUCAUACUCCUUCACGCACACACUCGACCUCACGCUAACCCUCGAUACUGUACACAUCGACUGUGGUAUCAUAUUUGAUAACUCAUGAUAAACAUCGAAACUGUACACGUUGAAUGUGGUAUAUUUAAUAGCUCACGAUAGACAAUACUGUACACAUCGGCAGUGGUAUCUUAUUUGGUAACUCACAAUAGGCUUUGAUACUGUACGCGUUGACUGUGGUAUCAUAUUUGAUACACCUUGAAACUGUACACGUCGACUGUGGUAUCAUAUUCGAUGACGCACGAUAGACUUGGAUACUGUACAUGUUGACUGUGGUAUCAUUUUUGAUAACUCACUUUAGACCUCAAUACUGUACACGUCGACUGUGGUAUCACAUUUAAUAACUCACUAUAGACCUGGAUACUGUACACGACUUUGGUAUCAUAUUUGAUAACUCUUGAAAGACCUCAAAACUGUCCAUGUCGACUGUGGUAUCAUAUUUGAUACACCUUGAAACUGUACACGUCGACUGUGGUAUCAUAUUCGAUGACGCACGAUAGACUUGGAUACUGUACACGCUGACUGUGGUAUCCUAUUUGACAACUCAAGACCGCAAUACUGUAUACAACGACUUUGGUAUCAUAUUUGAUACACCUCGAUACCGUACAAGUCGACUGUGGUAUCAUAUUUGAGACCUAGAUACUGUACACAUCGACUGUGGUAUCAUAUUUGAUAACUCACGAUAGACCUGGAUACUGUACACGUUGACUGUGGUAUCAUAUUUGAUAACUCUUGAAAGACCUCAAAACUGUACAUGUCGACUGUGGUAUCAUAUUUGAGACCUAGAUACUGUACACAUCGACUGUGGUAUCAUAUUUGAUAACUCACGAUAGACCUGGAUACUGUACACGUUGACAGUGGUAUCAUAUUUGAUAACUCUUGAAAGACCUCAAAACUGUACAUGUCGACUGUGGUAUCAUAUUUGAUACACCUUGAUACUGUACACAUCGACUGUGGUAUCAUAUUUGAGACCCGGAUACUGUACACGUCGAUUGUGGUAUCAUAUUUGAUAACUCAUGAAAGACCUCGAUAUUGUACGCGUCGGCUUUGGUAUCAUAUUUGAUAACUCACAAUAGACCAGGAUACUGUACACGUCGACUGUGGUAUCAUAUUUGAUAACUCACGAUAGACCUGGAUACUGUACACGUCGACUGUGGUAUCAUAUUUGAUAACUCACGAUAGACCUGGAUACUGUACACGUCGACUGUAGUAUCAUAUUUGAUAACUCACGAUAGACCUGGAUACUGUACACGUCGAUUGUGGUAUCAUAUUUGAUAACUCAUGAAAGACCUCGAUAUUGUACGCGUCGGCUUUGGUAUCAUAUUUGAUAACUCACAAUAGACCAGGAUACUGUACACGUCGACUGUGGUAUCAUAUUUGAUAACUCACGAUAGACCUGGAUACUGUACACGUCGACUGUGGUAUCAUAUUUGAUAACUCACGAUAGACCUGGAUACUGUACACGUCGACUGUGGUAUCAUAUUUGAUAACUCACGAUAGACCUGGAUACUGUACACGUCGACUGUAGUAUCAUAUUUGAUAACUCACGAUAACUGGUUUUGCUGAAUUUCCCCCAGGAUUCAGUAAAGUACUUUCUACUCUA
Molecule: messenger RNA, 5113 nt
Organism: Nerophis ophidion (straightnose pipefish)
Lineage: Eukaryota; Metazoa; Chordata; Actinopteri; Syngnathiformes; Syngnathidae
Gene: il12rb2
Product: interleukin 12 receptor, beta 2a
Exons: 17
Coding region: 401-3559 (1052 amino acids)
Molecular function (GO): protein binding
Source: RefSeq, a predicted model, not a curated record